AGAAGAGGAGCGCCGCGCCAUUUUCAAUUCAGUCCUCUCUCUCUCUCUCUCUCUCUGCGCGUUAAUGAACCUGAAUGUUCUCUCUGCGAUUGCAGUUGAAGUUUGAAGAUCUGCCGAGCAGCCAGUUGUUUCCAAUUCCAGAUCAACCUGCAAAUUGAGCACCGUGCUGAACUUCGUAGAAAUUCUCUGUUGUGGCUUUCUGUAUGCCGAGAUAUCUGAUACUGUUUUGCUGGAAUCGAAAAGUUCAAAACAAGAGAGGAAUGGAACAACACACUGCAUGUAUGUUCCACAGACAAGAAGUUGGGGCUGAAUUUGCUACCAGUGAUCAGAGUGUGACAGAAUUCCAUAAUCUGAGGUUACUAUAUCUUGCUUUCAAGGAUUCAAUAAUAGGAAGGAAACCUGCAGCAGGAGAAGAACUUGAUUUCUCUACUAUAAUUAGUAAAGUAGAGAGCCUACACAAUCUAGUUCACAAACCUAGAGAACAAGUUUCUGAUGCAGAGACCCUUCUUGACCUCACAAAGACUUUGUUUGUAUCUCUUGAAUCCUUUGAGGACUCUCAUAGUAUCUCAGAUUUCAUUUCAAUAUUGCUGGAGCAGUAUGAACAGAAAUUUGUUCCAGAGGGGUAUCAUGGGUCUAUAUCCUGGAAGAAAUUGGGUCUGGACACAUGUCAUAUUCUUAGAAAGGCACCUGCAAUGCUAACUAUGCUUGGACCAAUGGAUGCAAAACCAGGACACAGAAAGCCUGCAACUGAAAGGAAACGUCGAAAAGCUGCUAGGAUUGGUUCUCCCCAUGAGAAGACAAUAUCUGUAGAAGAUAAAGCUUGUGAAAACAAUACUGAUGCUCAGAGGAGCCUCUUUACAAUGUUUGAAAUUCUGAAGAAACAGAAGUGUAUCUCAUUAGAGAAGUUAGUGCUAAACAGAUCAUCGUUCUCUCAGACCGUGGAAAACAUAUUUGCUCUUUCAUUUCUUGUUAAAGAUGGAAGAUCUGAAAUUACCAUUGAUGCUAACGGAACCCAUCUUGUUGCCCCACGAAAUGCCCCCUCUGCUACAACCAUUGCGAGUAAGGAGGUUGUCUAUCACCAUUUCAUCUUCAGAUUUGAUUACAAGGACUGGCUGGUAUCCUCUCCAAAGUGCAUAGAUAGUAGAAUCGGUUUCUGUAGAGCUGUUGUAAUGGCCUUUGGGUGUUAAUGGAAUGAUACAAGUAUCAUGUGGUUUUGAAAAUUAGAGGCAUCAAAUUUCUAAAAUUUCUUUUGGCUAGCUUUUUUAACCAUGCAUUUUGAUUAUUGGCAUUUGCAGUUAAUGAUGGGCAGCGUUGAGAAGGGAGAGGAAGCAAUGCCUCAGAGAAUAGGUGGAUGAUUCUGCACUUCUAGAAUGCACAAAAGGGUGCUGGGAGACUGCUGAAAAUGAUGAAUCAUACCAAGAAGGAAUUGCAGUGGGUAGGUUUGAAACAUUAAGGUAGUGUUUGGUGCAUGAAUUUUGAGUGGAAUGAAAUUAAAAAUUGUAUGAUAAACAUGUCAAAAAAUUAAAUGAUGAAUUUCAUUUCAUUCCAUUUCAAGUACCAAAUAUUACACUAUAGAAAUUUGACCUCGGCUCUGGAGGAUUGAACACCAAUUGAGAAAAAGCAACAUCUUUGCUGAUUCUUAUUGUUGUUGAAAAUUCCACUUGUGAGUUUGUCACACAUUAGAAAAAAUGAGUAAAUGAUGGGUGCUUAUAGACAUUAUUGGGUUCAAGACCCAAUAGGCUUAAGCUUUUGAAUCAAGUUGGUGCUCACCCAUGUAUAUCAAGCACACCUAUGAACUC
This is a messenger RNA of Malania oleifera, 1799 nucleotides long. RefSeq names its product non-structural maintenance of chromosomes element 4 homolog A-like. Bases 204 to 1187 code for a protein of 327 amino acids. Gene Ontology annotation, biological process: DNA repair. The record is from RefSeq and is a predicted model, not a curated record. The transcript is spliced from 8 exons. Lineage: Eukaryota; Viridiplantae; Streptophyta; Magnoliopsida; Santalales; Ximeniaceae. Gene Ontology annotation, cellular component: nucleus; Smc5-Smc6 complex.